AUGACGCUAGUCUCAAAUGAUCCCAGUUGGCGGCCCUUCAUCAAUUCAAAUAUUUGCUAUUCGAUUGUUGCCGCAGCCUUCGUGGUGGUAUACGAUUGGGUAUUGACACUCCCACAAGAGAUUGACCUCAUUUGGACCCAACGCUGGUCUUACAUGACCAUGCUGUACCUAGUCAUACGCUAUGUUGGAAUACCAUAUUCUGUUGUCAAUGUUCUGGGCAAUAUCAUAUACUAUGCAGUAAAUGGGACAAAUAUGGUCGUAACUGCCAUGUUGGGCGUCAUCAUGAUUUCUCGGUUGCAUGUCAUGUAUCAGAGAUCUAGGAGGAUGCUUAUCUUCCUUGUUAUUAUCUUCCUGACCGUAAACAUCGCCUGCGGAGUUGUCGCGAUCAUAGGAAUCAAGUAUGAUUUCGUAUCGAAGGAACUCGUAGUCUCUGGUAUUAAUAUGUGCUCUGGCGGAUUCGAGGGGGGUACCCAGCUUCUGAUGUCAAUGAUCUGGAUGCUCAACACUGUUUGGGAGGUCCUCGCACUGUGUCUCUCAGUCUGGAUCGCUGCGAAGCACUUCCGUGACCUGCGACGACUCGGCCCAUGGACGGCAUCGACCAUCGGGGACUGUUUCAGAGUGCUCGUGGAAUCUCACGUGCUUUAUUUUGCAAGCUUUGCCGGUGUCUCUUGCAUCCAGCUUGCUUAUUUUUCUCCAGAAGUCGAGAAGUCGAAUUCUGUAGCAGUUGGGAUACUCGGCGGUGCUUUUGAAAUUUUAUUGUCCGUGCAGUUGUUUGUGCUGGGACCACGCCUCAUCCUUAGCAUUCGACGAUAUCACGCUAAACUCGUGGACGAAUCGGACGCAGAAACUAGCAUGAAUUCGAUCGUCUUCCAGGAGCGUGUGCAUGUACUGACUAGCAGUACUGUCUAG
Molecule: messenger RNA, 909 nt
Organism: Suillus discolor
Lineage: Eukaryota; Fungi; Basidiomycota; Agaricomycetes; Boletales; Suillaceae
Exons: 12
Coding region: 1-909 (302 amino acids)
Source: RefSeq, a predicted model, not a curated record